Messenger RNA from Anopheles merus, 1933 nucleotides. RefSeq lists its product as uncharacterized. Bases 363 to 1577 code for a protein of 404 amino acids. Gene Ontology annotation, biological process: sensory perception of smell; detection of chemical stimulus involved in sensory perception of smell. NCBI's taxonomy places the organism in Eukaryota, Metazoa, Arthropoda, Insecta, Diptera, Culicidae. The transcript has 5 exons. The record is from RefSeq and is a predicted model, not a curated record. Gene Ontology annotation, molecular function: olfactory receptor activity; odorant binding. Gene Ontology annotation, cellular component: plasma membrane.
UUAUAUAUGCGACUUAUUGUUAUUAUCACCAGGAUAAGAAUUUUUUCGUAUUUUGGAGAAUGUCUCGACUAGAAAUAAGGCAGUUUUGUAAAGAGCUAGCGCCACUAGCUAUACAACCACUGGGCUGAUCCAAAUAUUUAUGCUUAGAAUGCAUAUUUUGACAAUCAAACUGAAUCAAAUUAUAAGGUACAAAAAUAGUUGUCAAUAAUCAUACUAAUCACAGGCACAUUGCGUGUCGCAUACACAUUUGCUCCAGAAAUAAUAACUUCAUCCACCAGCGGGGUGUGACAUAACGCCCGGCCAAACGGCGACAUUGCUGACCUGUCCCGCCAGUAUCAAACCAUCGCUAUCGUAAAGCAAACAUGUUCCGACGCUUAACGCACCCGACCUCCCCGAAGCAGCAAAACCAUCGUGACCGCGCGUGUGACUUCACCGUGAUGCCGCACGGCCUGUGGUUGCUCGAGCACUCUGGCCUGUGGGGUGAUCCCCGGCGUAAGCGUUCCUUCGCCCUAAUGCUGCUCGGCACGGUUCUGCUGUUGAUCGUACCGAAGAUUGCGCUCGGUACCGGGAGCGAUAGCUUCGACUCGAUCGCCCGCAGUACGGCCGAGUUCAUCUUCUGCUACAACAACUACCUCAUGAUGGCGAUCUUCGCCAUCCGGCGGCAACCGUUCGAGCAGCUGAUCGGCACCGUCCAGCUGCUGUUCGAUAAGCAACGAAAGUUCCAGACGACCGACUCCAGCCGAUACGUGGUGUACGUCAAUCGACAAAUAAUGCGCUACAGCCGGCUGUACAUCAUCGUGCAGGGCGUGUACUUCCUUAUUUUCAAUCUACUGCCCGCAAUUGUGACGUACAGUGCGUACUUCGCAUCGAGCGGCGACGGCGAGCCGGUCGAGUUUCUGCUGCCCGUCGAGUCCCGGUUCUUCUUUCUGGACAUACGGCACAGUAUCGUGCACUAUACCGUCUUCUCCCUGCUGGCCUGUCCAGCGUUUCUCUUUACCGCGUACCUGACGGUGGUCAAGGGAUUAGUCUUUAUCGGCAUCAUCGUUUACAACACGCUCCAGUAUCAGCUCGUGUCGCGAGGCGUCCGGGAGCUUAAAUCGCUUGACCCAGCCACGACCCAGUUUCGUCACCGGUUAACGGAAAUCAUUGACCAGCACGGAGCGGCCACCAGGUGCACGAAGCUGUUGGACAGUGUGCUCAACCUGAUGCUACUGGUACAGUUCACCAACACCGUACUGAUGUGUUGCCUGUUCCUGUUCUACAUAUCAAAGAAUUUCAACUCGGGUGCAGUCAACGUGCUGCUGCUGUUUCUAGCCCUUACGGUGGAGAAUCUAUGUUUCUCCUACUUCGGCAAUAGGCUGUCGACGGAGAAUACUUCCGUUGCCAGAGCGGUUUACAGCACAGAUUGGUACAACUAUCCACCCUGUUUGCAAAAACAGUUCCAACAGAUGAUCCGUCACGCCUACAUACCGCGUGGUAUUACGGUGGGAAAGUUUCAUUUCGUCGACAUGGCCUCAUUUGGACAACUGCUAAAAGCCAUAUUCUCGUACUAUCUCAUUUUAAAAGAGCUGUUCUAGGAAUUGAAAGCAACAAAUACUGUAAUUGUCCACUUAUCCUUACAUCCUUUAAACAAUUGAUAUAAUCGUAACUGUUAAGUGUUGUCAAACAGAAACCACUAAUCAUAACCCAUCGUCCGCGUGCAUAAUUAAUCGCGGCUUAGCGUAGAUGUUGUAGACCGAUUGUCAACAUAGCCACCCACUAUAUAAACAUAGGGCUUUCGGCAUGAUAAUUUUGUAGAAUUAUACACCAAGCACAGGAUACUCCGCCUCCCAUCUCCAAUACUUGACACAGGCUCGUCGCACUCAAUGCGAGAAUACGUUCUAAUAGAGCAAUUUUAGGUGCAAGUCAGUCAGUCAAUCAGACAGUCCUUGAA